Molecule: messenger RNA, 602 nt
Organism: Cherax quadricarinatus
Lineage: Eukaryota; Metazoa; Arthropoda; Malacostraca; Decapoda; Parastacidae
Source: RefSeq, a predicted model, not a curated record
AUGACCAAGUUACAAAGUGUACACUCCAGUACAACCAUCGACUUCAGUACCAGAACCUCUACCAUCCACCUCAGCCCAGUAGGACCACAGCAUAACUCCACUCUCUUCUCAAUCAUCGACAAACACCAGCACCCACAAUUUAAGUGUGUUGUCCAGUCAUACCUUCAUUGGCUAGAUGACAGUGAUUACAAUCCUGUGUGCCGGAUAUGUGAUGACCAGUUAGCCACAGGGGAGUGUAUACGUCUUGUAUGUUAUGAUUUGUUUCACAAAGAGUGCCUAAAUGAUUGGGCAAGCCGAUUACCACCCAACACAGCACCUGCUGGAUAUAAAUGCCCUGUCUGCUCAAAGGCAAUAUUUCCUCCUCCAAAUCUUGUGUCUCCUAUUGCUGAUCGAUUACAGGAGGCACUUGCAGUCUUCCCAUGGGCACGCACUGGACUGGGUUUGCCUUUGGUAAUAUAGAUUCUUUUGUAUGUUUGUAUGUGUUUCUUUAAUACAGUUAAUUGAGUAAUAAAAAAUUCUAGCAAGGGAGCUCAAGUGAUGUCAUAAAUUUUAUUGUUUCCUGUUAAAUAGACUUUGAGUAAAUAAUAAAAAAUAUAUUUGAA